Messenger RNA from Linum trigynum, 5762 nucleotides. NCBI's taxonomy places the organism in Eukaryota, Viridiplantae, Streptophyta, Magnoliopsida, Malpighiales, Linaceae. The record is from the annotation of a GenBank genome assembly.
UUGAUCAUGAGUUGUUUCACUUUCAUUUUCUCUUGUUGUGUUGAUACUGUUUGCUAUCACGGUUAUGACAAGUGUAUGGGACUCUCCCCAAUUUUGUACUCCAAUUUUUUUUGCAAAAAGGUGCUCCAUUUUGGAAAAUGUUUUUGACAACCUAUCAUAAUGUUUAUGUUAAGCAAUCAAAUGGCUUUUCUUUUGGACCAGAGUGCCAUUUGAGGAUGUGUUUGGGGAUUAGAUAGCUUUUUAGCGUCAGACCAUCAUCAUUUUCUACCUUCCACCCCCCUUGCACUUCUCCUCCUCAUGGGAUUUGUAUGCAAAAAGAUAAUGUGCAUCUGUGCAAGUCGAGAGACCUCGAUUUUCAUUACUACCUCCCCUCCUCACAGGACUUGUAUUUGAGGAUGUGUCUGGGGAUCAUAUAGCUUUUUAUCAUCUAACCAUCAUCAUUUGCUACCUUCUAUCCAUCUUACACCUCUCCUCAUCACGAAACUUGUAUGCGAGGAGAUAGUGUGCCUCUUCGCAAGUCGAGAGACCUCGCUUCUCGUUAGUACCUCACAUGCGUGGCAACCCGUCUGUCGUUGAGACGGGAGUGCAGGUUGGGAAUAGGUGCUUGAGAGAUAAGGACUCACGUCGAAAUGCUUCACCUUCCUAUCUUAUUUCAUCCUCUCAACCAUCACUUUCCCAACAUGAGGCUUAAGAGAAGUCAAUUUACUUUUUGACCUUACUCACGAGGGAGAGAACCUUGAUUGCCAAUGUGGUGUCAUGUUCUACAAAGUUAAGUUGAGGCUCGAGAGUUUGAGUCCUCUUUUAAAAAUAGGAGCACUAUGAUGGAGUCCAUUUCUUUUGACUUGUUUUCUUGAGAGUCUUCCAUUGCACACGUGUAGUGUCUAAAUCUCUUUAGUUGUCAAGGUCCUCACACGAGAGUGUGUUGUGCAUACCAUUUUGAGAUUCUUGCAUGUUGCACUAGUGUGAGUUAGGUUUGCAUGGGGACAAGCAAAUGCCUAAGUGUGAGAGAGUUUGAUCCGAGUCACUCUAUACAUGUUUUUACCUCUUUGACUUUGUCGUUUGACUUGUAUAACACCGUCCUUGGAGUCAUUUUACACUAGGUUUUUGAAAUUUUUAGUAUGUUUUAGGCAAUAUCAAGCGAAAGGAUCGAAAGUCGGACGAAAAGCAGGAGACCGUGAAUAUUACAACAAGACCGUGAAGAAUGCAUAGUCCCAAGGGCUUUUGGACAUCUCACAAGAUGUGCAUGGAUCACAGGUGCAAGGCGUGACGAAUACAUUAAACCGUGAAGUGUGCAAGUGAAAGGGCGCAAGGCGUGUGAUCACGGUUUCACUGCACACAUCACGAGCAUGACGGCAGUUCGUGAAACGUGCACUAUCGGGUAUAAAAGGAGGAGAUCUGAUUUCAAGAGGAGAAGAGUUUUAGAGUGAGACUAAUUUGUUCUUCUAUAUUCUAGAGAGAAAGCGACAAACCAAGGAAGAUUGUAGAGGAAUUUGACCUACCAAAGAUCAAAGGAGGCCAAAUUUCAUCUUUAACACCACCCUAAGCAACUAAGAAAAAGGAGAUUCAUCUUUCAUGAGUUUUUUUCCUUCUCUUUAGUUGUAGUUAUUUCUCUAGGCAUGGAGUAGAUUUCUUUUCACUUGGAUUAUGUGAACCCUAAACUAGGAUGUUGUAGUUUGAUGAUUGUGAACUCUAUGUUGUUAAAUGAGAGACAUUGAUCAAUUCCCCCAAUUUUGGGACUAAUUAACCUAAGAGAGAGAAUAUCUCCUUAGGGUAAUUUGGGUCACUAUUCAAUCAUUGGAAGGGGCCAUGAACGAGGGUUAUUGGUUUCUUUACGCCGUUCCAGGUCAUUGCCCGAGGGAGUGGAUUUGGUUUCCCUAAUUGCUUAAUCCGGUAGUUCGGUACACCUCUCCUAUUAGAGCAAUUAGGCGAGUUAGAAAAAUUCGAAUUGGGACUUCUAACUAGCUUUGAUCUCCUAAGGAGAUAAUCAUCCGAGUGAAGCUUUCUCACUUUAAUUCAACCUCAUUUUAUUUGCUUGUUUGUUUAGUUCAAUAGCUUAAAAAAUCGUUUCUACUGCUAGAUGAUUUGUAUUUUUCUGAAGUAAGCUUACAUAGACCGCUCGGGUUUAAUAACUCAAAAUAUACUUGCUCUAUACUAAACCCAUUCGUAGGUUAUACUUGACCUUCGAUUGGGAGUGUGUAGUUAGGCAUAUAUCACACACUUCCACGAUAAUGGAUCCAUGGAUGGAACAUAAGACUGGACAACUAAGACACGAGCAAUGGAGAAGGCAAGAUGAUAAGCUGAUUUUAACAUAAAACACACCAUAUUAAUCAUAAUGUCACACAUGCAUACAUGAACGGGGAUCGCGAACAAAGGAAUAGAAGAAAUUAGCCGGAAUGAAUUUGGGAUUAAAAAAAGCCACAUAUUUGUUUUUAUUUAUUUAUCAAAUUUCACUAAUGGGCUUGCAUUAAAUGGGAUACUAGGGCAAGGAUUUCAAACCAGUUUAAGCCCUUGGACUAGUGAAACAAAUGGUUUGAGGUUCAUGGGUUAGAUCGGCGUUUGACCAGGUUAAGUCAUUUUAUACAUAAUUUAUAAAUAUAUGCAUAUCUAUGAUAAUAAUUUAAGGUACCAUACAAUAAUUUAACAGUUAAUAUAUUAUAUGACCCUACCUGUGUAUAUAUGCUUUCUUUUUCAAAAUGGGUUUAACAGAGGACCAAAAGCCCAAAACGCAACAUUCUGUCAAAGAGAAAACUGGUCAAUCUGGUCAGGUUGUCAAUUUUUUUACGGUUUUGACCGACUACCGAUUAGGAGGCAAAAUGACUUUCUUGGGUCCGUUUUCAGCACCGACUCUGAUCUGACCCGGUCCAACCGGUCGGCUUGACAACAGUGGACAAGAGACUGGAGGGAGAUUAGUUUAGUCUGUUAUGGAUGGAAUUCGUUAAUACAUAGUCAAAUAUAUUGACAUCCUGCUAUGAAUUAGAUUUCUCUUUGCAUUUGUACAACAAGUCCAUUCUUUGAAAUGCUGUCAUAUAGAGAUGGUGAAGUGAAGUAUACCGCUUCCAGCUAAUUACCUACCACUCGCAGCCAUUAAUCCGCCAACUUCUGUUCCUUUUUUUUUUUUUUUUUAACUUUUCUUCUCAAAGAUAGUUACUUUCAUCAUCCCACCAAAAAUGAAAAAUUGAGUUACUUUAGUUAAACCUGAAACUCACGUAGCUGCAGUUUUUCUCCAGGUAAUGCACAUACAUAUAACUCAUGAAAACUGUUGAAGGAUUUUGGUACGUUUUCAGAAAUCUCAAACACAAGCAGGGCUCUUUCUUCAUUAUGAAAACACAGAAACAAGCCUCUCUCAUCUUAUUAUGCCCCUCCCUCCCCCUCCUUCUUGUUCUUAUGAAAACAGAAAACAAAGACAGAACUAUGAACAAAGCAACACUUGAAAUUUUACUUGUGAAUGCCAGUGGCAUCAGACGCACAAAUCUCAUCGGGAAAGCAUACUACUAUGUCAUCAUCGAAUGUGGGGAUCAACAACGCAUCACCAAACUGUCAUCAUCAGGCAAAGAUCACAAGACAUGCUGGAACCAGAAGUUCAGGUUCGAAGCGCCCCUAAUCGAUUGGAAGCGGAGGACCCAUCUCAAGCUCACCAUCUUGGACACGGAGCUGUUCAAAGAUGGAGAAUUCGUUGGUGAAACCAUAAUCUACCUUGGAGGGAUAGUGGCAGAGGGGAAAGACAGAGAGGUUGUGGAGAUGAAACCAGCUCCAUACAAUGUUGUCCUCCAUGAUGGUACUUUCAAGGGACAGAUCAAGCUUGGGAUCAAAUUCAUGACUGUCACUCAUGAAGAGGAGGAGGAGGCGGCUAGGGAGAUCGUUGCCGCGCAGCUGCCCAGUAGCACUGCUACUGCUACACAGAAGGCAGCAAGGCGAUCGUCUUCAUCAGCAGUAUGGGAAGCCAUAAGCAGUGUGUGGAAAUCUUCGUGGUGGAAGUUUUGGAGUUAUUGCAGUCCUAAAAGUGGCAAAGAGCAAGCCAAAGUCAAAUUAACUUAGCUAGAUAGGGAGACUCCAUCAUAUGUUACAAUAAAUACAUAGAUGAGAUAGCAAGUGUUAUGGAAAUGUCGAUCUCUACUUGUCACUUCUUUGUUAUCAGAAAAUUUCAGAUCCACCAUUUUCUUUUUUUUCUUCCCCCAUGGCAUAUAUAGCUAAAUGUUGGCGUUUCGAGCCUCUCCACUGUUCUUUCUUUCGCUCCUGCUUUCUUUUGGAUUGCCCAACAGGCAACAGCAGCGGCAGGAAGCUAGCUUUUAGAAGAAGGAGAGAUGGUGACAAGUACAAACAGAGGAACUCUGUACUUCUUCUCCCUGUAAAUUUAUUUCCCUCUACAAUUUGCAAACCCAAAUAGUGGUUGGUUGAGAAGUGAGAACUUUUCAUUGGGCUGGCUAACCAUGGGUAGGGGUGGGUGGGCCAACAUCUUAUUAUUGGCCAGAUCGAAAGCUUUCCUUUGCUUGGACAUGAAGACUCCUCUACAAGAUUGUUAAAUCGGAUUAAAGUCAUUAAGACGGUUUAACAAGUGAUUUGCGGUUGAAAUUUAGGAUCGAGUUCAACUAGUUCAAACCAAUUUUAAUAGAAUAUGUAAAAUAUCAUUAAAACCAAAUAAAUUAUACAUAUGUAGGACAUAUUUUAAAAUGAUCUCAUUAAUAUAUAUUCAUAUAUUAUCAAAUUAUUUCUUCAAAAGAAGUAUAUAUUACCAAAUUAUCAAUCCUCAUCUUCAAACUCGGUCGGAUCCGUUUGCUUUGACCGGUUUAACCCGAUUUUGACUUCUUUCAAAAACCAUCCAACCGAAACAUAUUUCAACUGUUCAGAUAAUCGAUUUUAGUUGGACCAGGACACCAAAUUGAACCGGCCGGCCAGAUAAUGAUUUGACAACCUUCCACCUCUGACAUAUUUUUCUUUGAAAUUAGCAUUGCCUCGACAAUUAAAUCCACAUUUCUUCUCCAAUCAAUUCUUUGUAGUUCCAAUAUCAACAUAUAUAAAUCUCGACUAUCAUAAUUUAUGAAUACUCAAUAAAUCUGCUGGUACAAAUAAAUCAACCAUAUUGUUCGAGGAAUAACAACUAAGAAUGUUUUCACCAAAUGAUAAGUAAUUGUUACAACCCAUCAUAGAAAAUAAGGGUUAUUGAUCUGGUUAAGUGGCUGACUAGGUCGUUAUUCUUAUGAUAUUCUCUAUCAGUCAGUUGCAGUGGCGGAUUUAGGCCCUCCUCUAGGUCCAAAACUGUAUAACACUUAUAAUUUUUUUUGAUUUUAUGUAUCCGAUUUAGUGUUAUUCAAAUGUGCCCCAAUGUUAAUUUCUAUUCAAAUGCACUCCAGUGCUCUACUAUGUCCUAGACCUGCCACUGGUCAAUCGCUUUAAUGAUAAAAUCGUCUCUCUAGACUCUCGAUUUGUGCAGCAGAACUCUAUAAAGAGUACUAUCUCGUGUUUCCACUCUCUGAAUUUGUGUUUCUAGAGGGUCUGGGAGGCCUGCGAUUAUAGAAGCAGAACCUCUUCAAAGUCAGUAUCAUGUUACCAAGUCAAUAUUACUAACAAAACUGCUAAUGAAAAAUUAACAUUGGCUAAUAUUUUGUGUUUUAAAAAAUUUAACUGAUAAUUUAAAAUGUUUGAAUAAUAAAUUGUAUUUACCCUCAUUUGUUUUGCAAGGUUUCACUUGUCGUUCAUUUGAGAAUUCAGUAUAACUUUUAGUAGCUAUUCAUUGAUGAAUAUUUAAAGAAAUGAAUCAGGGAUAA